Rotaria socialis is the source of this 1203-nucleotide messenger RNA. The record is from the annotation of a GenBank genome assembly. NCBI's taxonomy places the organism in Eukaryota, Metazoa, Rotifera, Eurotatoria, Philodinida, Philodinidae.
AUGAGCUUCAAACGGCCUCUGCCUAUAUCGCCAGUACGUCAACGGAUUAUCAAAACUUGCAUUGAAUCCAAUAAAAAUAAUAAUACCUGUCAAGUAUGUGGUGAUAAAGCACAUAUUUUUAAUUACGGAGCUUUAUCAUGCGCAUCUUGUAAAACAUUCUUUCGUCGUCACGGUUUUCAUCCUGAAAGUAUUCCUCAAUGUGAUUUUCAUGGAAAUUGUGAAAUAACACUACAGUCGAGAAGAAUGUGUACGGCGUGUCGCUUUUCAAAAUGUCUGGCAGUUGGAAUGAGUCCAGAUUUUAUUCGAAAAGAAGAUCUUACUGGCAAAAGUCGUUCAAUAGUAAAAUUAAAACCACAAUAUCAACAAAUGGCUACUCCGAAAUUAUCUACCUUUAAUGGAAUAAUUGCACCAUUAAAUCUUCUAUCUAAUGACAUAUCUCCUCUAAGUCCAGCAAAUUGGGUAUUAUUAUCAAAUGUGAUUCAUGCAUACGACUCAUUCAGUCCCAUAUCUGAAUUACGGCAUACUAUUGAGUUUCUUACUAAAAGUUCAAUGAGUGUUGAACAUAAACUCGAAGAAUCCCGAAAUAUGGUUAGUUUAAUGUCUCAAACGUUUCAAUUAUCCGUUAGUGCUACUGCUGAUUUUCGAAUCAUGACAACUGAUGAACAAUGUUCUCUUCUUAAACGAAAUAUGCGUGGUAUUUGGGCGUUUCACUCGAUGGUUAUGUGUCACCAAUGUAAUCUAUUUGAUAGUAUACCAAACAAAAACAUUAUGGUACCUCUAUACGGAUUGGAAAACGUUGAACGUGUAAGAGUUAUGAGCUUACGACUUGAUCCUGAUGAAACAAUUGUUAAACUUAUACUUAUGGUAUUAAGUUUUUCUUCGAAUUGUUUUACAGUAAGCACUGAUCACAUGGCGUACAGAGACAACUUAUUGAUGGGUACUUUUCGUCUAUUUGGAAGUCAAAAUGCAUAUAUUGAAGUCAUGUGGAAAUAUAUGUUGUAUCGAUAUGGAUAUUUUGAAUCUGCAAAACGUUUUUCUGCGCUUAUUAAGCUAAUGCUCGAUGAAAUGACUCUCGCAUCAAAUAUCUACGACGACAAUGAAGUUCAUAAAGACUUAUCAAAUAAAAUUAUUAACGAACUCGAACGGUCAUUAUCAAUUGAUGGUAGUGAAAGCAUUCCAUUAUGGGGUAAAAUCGAACCUUGA